Messenger RNA from Lineus longissimus, 3811 nucleotides. RefSeq lists its product as uncharacterized. Bases 230 to 3811 code for a protein of 1193 amino acids. Gene Ontology annotation, molecular function: protein serine/threonine kinase activity. The transcript is spliced from 2 exons. Gene Ontology annotation, cellular component: cytoplasm. The record is from RefSeq and is a predicted model, not a curated record. NCBI's taxonomy places the organism in Eukaryota, Metazoa, Nemertea, Pilidiophora, Heteronemertea, Lineidae.
CAACGGCACUGGCGAUGGAAAGGCACCAGUCGGCGGCACUUGUGUUGGAAAGGCACCCGUCGGUAGCACUUACGAUGGAAAGGCACCAGUCAACAGCACUGGUGAUGGAAAGGCACCAGUCAGCGGCACUGGCGAUGGAAAGGCACCAGUCAGCGGCACUGGUAAUGGAAAGGCACCUGUGGGUGGCAGGAGUGACGCAAAAAAACCAGUAAAUAAGGAGACUCAAGAGAUGCAAAAGAGAACCCGAAGUGAUCUGGAUAAGGCCUGUAGUAUUGCAGAUACCAUUAAAAAAGAUUGUGCUAGCAUGGAUAUAUCCUCCCUUGAUCCAGAUGCUGUUAUCAACAUUACUACUCAUGUUUCUGAAUCUGUUUCACAUUUGGAGAAAACUGUUGAUAACAUUGUGCAACAGUUUGCUCUUGGCAGGUCAAUGGAUGGGCUAGAUCCUAGUACUCUUAAUCAAGUGGUUGACACUGGCCGUUUCUUGCACAAAGUGCUUGGAGUAGUAAGACAAGUGUGGAAACAAAGACACGUAACAGGAAAACUCGAAACAACAGUAGGAUAUCUCCAAAAGAAACUUGAUGGUGUCCUGCAAACUGUGGUGGAAUCGCUUGGUGAGAAUGGGAAAAACUUGGAAGAAAAAUGUUUGAAAGAUGGUAUAAAGUUAAAAACUCUCAAAAUAGCUGACGAUUAUGAUGUGAAGUUCUGCAAAAAGGAGGAUUUGAACCCAUUUCAUACCAGGACGGAUAAACAUAGGGAUAUGCAGGUAGUUUUUAAGGAGUUUGAUAUCAUUGGCACACUUUCCGUGGAGGGGGUACCACAUACAAAGCGAGAAAUACCAGAUAAUCUUGCCUUUGUUAGUGAAUGGCCUGAUGCUUCUCCCUUCACCAGUAAUAAACCGGAUAGUCAUGGAUUGAAGCUUGAGACGGACAGAGACCAUUUAGCUGAAAUUCGGAAAAUCAAGGAAUUACCCCAAGAAAGGAAACAUGAUGGCUCAGAUGAUCAUGAAGAUGCUAUCAUUAUUCCAUCAAAAUAUAUCGACAUUGCUGUUGGGGAUAGUAAAGAUGUAAAAUCAGCUACGGGUAGAAAAGUUAAAAUAACACUCACAGAGCAACAAAAAAAGCAAAUGAGGCAGUUGUGUAAACAAAAGUUGUUAAGUCUUGGAUUAGUUGAUGAAGUUGGUAAUACAGCAGAGUACAAAAAUCCCGAGGAUCUGCCAUUUGUAAAACAAGAAAAACUCAAAUAUUUACUUCUGGCUCGCAUCCUAAAAGAACACCAGUCUCAUGCUGUUAAUAUCUUAACACAAUUCAAUGAUACAACAGGCAAGCAUGCAGCUAAUUUGCUGGACCGACAAAAUUUUAAAUUUGUGUUCCUGGUUGAUAACUCGGGCAGUAUGAAUGGCGAAAAAAUGACUCUAGCAUUGAACAUUCUGAUAGUGUUUCUAGAAGCAAUGAAACGUUUGGAGUAUCAAACAUGUGUGGUACGCUUCGGAGGAGAGGAGAGCCAAAGAGUAUUGAAGACAUUCGAACAAGACUUAGACAACCAAAUUGGUCAGUAUAUCAUUGAGGCCUUUGAUGCCUCAGAAAAAACUCUUGCUGCAGAUGCAAUGAAAUUUGUAGCAAGAGAAAUAUUCAAUACUGAUAUCAAUCCAAAUGAGCACAGAUUUGUUGUCUUGAUAACCGAUGGAAUAUGGUCUCAGCAAAGUAAAGAUGCCUACGGCACAUACCAGAAUGAUGCAAAAGCUAGGAUGAUUGUUUUGACAACCAACCCUCAUAUAAACGAAGACUUGGAGUUCUACAAAUUGAGCGUAAAUCGAGCAAAGGACAUCCUUGAUAACAUUGCACCUGGUGCGUGGGAAAGUAUUGAUCCUCAAAAUGACCUUGUUGAUCAAAUUAUAAAAAUAGCCCAUCGGCUGAACAAGAAUAUCUGCGAUGACUUGUCUGCGGUGAUCGCUGAAAGUAAAAAGGCUGCAAGCAAGCAGUUUACAUUCUCUCCUUUGAAAUGGGCAGAACCACUGACUGGUCUGCAAGGUAAUGAGGCCGGACUGAAAUACAAAUCAAAUGCGGACAUAGAAUGGGGCAAGUCUAUCUAUGCUAGCGACCUCUACCGGGACUUGGGAGCAGAUGAUAUGGAUGAAGACCUGAUAACUGAUUUCACAAAACUGUUCGAAGAAGUAUCCCAUGAACUUGAUGCAUACGAGGUUGACAUAGCCGAAAAUGCAGUCAUCACCAAGUGCUCGAUGAAAAUUAAUACAGAAGAGGAAUCAUUUCAGACCCUGAUUACAGACUUAGACACUGUCCUUGAUACACUUGUACUACCAAAUAACCGGCCCACACGACCGCUCCAAGAUUACCAUGGCCCGACAUUCUCCUUGAAGGGUUUCAUCAGAUUCAUAUGCACGGAUGGGCAGUAUAAGAAGAUCUACGAGAACAUGAUUGGACACCCACGGAAAGACUACCAGGUCUCUGUCAUACUGGAUACAUCUGCGUCUAUGGCUGGAAUGACUGCCAUUGGAGCCAUCCAAGGAUUCCUCGGUUUAGCUGCUGCAUUGCAUGCAUGCAGUGUCCGUUUCAACUUGCUGACUGCGGGAGCAGAGACACUCAUUAUCAAAGGUUUCCAGCAGGAAUGGGAUGCCGUGGCCAAGGCAAGAGCCUACAAUGCCAUCACAUUCAAAGACCGCAGCUCUAACAUAUCCGAUGCUGUCCUCUAUGCCACUCAAUUGAUCAUCAGCGACAGUGCUGCCAAAGCCAAAAAAUAUAUCUUCGUUCUUACGGAUGGCUUUGAUUCUACACCAGGGCGCUUGAAGACAAGUCUGGCUUAUGCGGAGAGCAAUGAUAUCAUGGUUACUGGCAUCGGCAUUGGUUAUUUUACUGGUGGUGUGUUCUCAAACUUCCCAAACUACGUUGUUGUGAAUAACCCAAAACUUCUUCCUGAUGGCUUACGAAAGCUCUUCAUGGCAGAGGGACGGAAUGAGGUGCCCCCUGAUCAGUUCAUAGAGAAAGAGAAGACGGUGAAAACAAGUGAAGGGAAGUCGAUGACAAACAUAGACCAGAUAUGGAAUGAAGAAAUGGGGAAGGUUUUCAGUGAACAAGUCGAAAGAUCAAAGAAUGCGCUAUAUUUGGCCACAAAUCCCAUUCGUACUUCCUGUAACUCUUUUGGCAUUGAUCUUUGUUUUGUUUUGGAUACCACUGGCUCAAUGGGUAGCUAUAUUGAAAUGGCCAAGAAAUACAUUACCGAAAUGACUCAGAAAGUUCGUGAAUCUGUUCGGAAAUAUAGUGGCAAGUUAACAGAUUUGCGUGUCGCCUUUAUUGGUUACAAAGAUUUUGGGGAUGCAGGACACACGCAAGAACAACCCUUCACUGAACACAUUGACUCUGUCACUGCAUUAGUCUCAAAAAUGUCUCCAUCAGGUGGUGGCGAUACUCCUGAGGACAAAAUACGGGCUCUGAAAUCUGCUCUGAAUUAUUCCUGGGAACACAGAGCCAAGUUUUUGGUGCUAAUCGCAGAUGCCCCCGGUCAUGGUACCUGGUGCACUGGAGGGAAGUUCGGUGAUUCACAUCCUGACAAGGGAGGUGAUAUGCCAGGAACAGUCGAGAACAUUGCUCAAAAGGAAAUCCACCUGAUGUAUGUCCAAAUUACGAACAUGACUGACUACGAGUUCCAUAAUUUCCGUUCUACCUACACUACUGCAGCACCACCCAGCAUGAAAAAUGGAUUUAUUCCUUUGGAUAUUCGCUCAGGAGGUGGCGCUGAUAUAUUACAGUCCAAGAUCACUGACGAAAUUGAUGGCGUGAUUGACAACGAGUUCAUGUAG